This is a messenger RNA of Lycium ferocissimum, 1687 nucleotides long. Its product is annotated as FAM10 family protein At4g22670-like. Gene Ontology annotation, molecular function: protein dimerization activity; Hsp70 protein binding. The transcript is spliced from 11 exons. The record is from RefSeq and is a predicted model, not a curated record. Bases 60 to 1346 code for a protein of 428 amino acids. NCBI's taxonomy places the organism in Eukaryota, Viridiplantae, Streptophyta, Magnoliopsida, Solanales, Solanaceae.
AAAGUUGUUGGAUUCCUUCAUUUCAAUCUUCAAAUUUUUAGUUACUGAAUUAAAAAGCAAUGGAGGCAUCGAAGUUGAAUGAACUGAAGCAAUUUGUAGAACAAUGCAAAUCUGAUCCUUCAAUACUCACAGAUCCUUCUCUUUCCUUUUUCACUGAUUACAUUCAAAGUCUUGGUGGUAAGCUUCCUACGUCGGCUGGUGAACACAAAGCGAAGUCUUACAUGGUGGAUGAGAGUGAUGAGGAAAUGGGUGACCCUGAGAAUGAGGAUCAUAAAAAAGGGUCUGCUGAAGAAGAAAAAGAGGAGCCUGAGAUAAUUGAAUCCGAUAUCGAACUUGAUGAAAGCGACAUCAUGGACCCUGACAAUGAUGAGCCACAACAGAUGGGAGACCCUUCUGUGGAGGUUACAGAGGAAAGCCGUGAUGUUUCUCAAGAGGCCAAGUCUCAGGCCAUGGAAGCGAUUUCUGAAGGUAAGCUAGAAGAAGCAAGUGAACUUCUGACAAAGGCGAUUCUCCUCAACCCUACAUCAGCAAUUAUGUAUGCAACCAGAGCCACUGUGUACAUCAAAAUGAAGAAGCCAAAUGCUGCCAUACGAGAUGCAAAUGCAGCCUUAGAGAUCAACCCAGAUUCAGCUAAAGGAUAUAAAUCACGUGGCAUUGCACGAGCCAUGCUUGGACAAUGGGGCGAUGCUGCCAAGGAUCUUCACGUGGCUUCCAAGCUAGACUUUGAUGAGGAAAUAAAUGCCGUGCUUAAGAAGGUUGAGCCUAAUGCACGUAAAAUUGAAGAGCACCAGAAGAAGUAUGAUAGGCUGCGUAAAGAACGAGAAGAUAGAAAGAUUGAGCGUGAGAGACAACGAAGAAAGGCUGAAGCUCAGGCUGCUUAUGAGAAGGCCAAGAAGCAAGAAGAAUCAUCAUCAAGGAGAGCUGGCGGCAUGCCUGGGGGCUUCCCUGGUGGCAUGCCCGGCGGCUUCCCUGGCAUGCCUGGUGGCUUUCCUGGCAUGCCUGGAGGCUUCCCUGGCAUGCCCGGGGGGUUCUCUGGUGGGAUGCCCGGUGGCUCUCCAGGAGGCAUGCCCGGAGGAGGCUCUCCAGGAGGCAUGCCCGGAGGAGGCUCUCCUGGGGGAAUGCCCGGAGGAGGCUCUCCUGGAGGCAUGCCCGGUGGGAUGCCUGGUAAUAUUGACUACAGCAAAAUACUGAAUGACCCUGAAUUAAUGGCAGCAUUCCAGGAUCCAGAAGUCAUGGCUGCCCUCCAAGAUGUGAUGAACCCCGCUAAUCUGGCGAAGCAUCAAGCCAAUCCCAAGGUUGCUCCUAUUAUCGCAAAGAUGAUGGGCAAAUUUGCUGGACCAAAGUGAGAGUUCCGUCUUCGAUGAGUUUAUGGACCCAAUGCUGUUAUUUGGUUGUCGACGUAUAUCAUCAAGUACGAGUUCACCAAGUCAUGCCCUGAAUUUGUCUAUCCAAGUAUAUAUUUAAAUGUCAUGCAUCUGUCGAUCGAUUGAUCUGAUCAACUUAAAUAGAUUACUUGAUAUAUGCAAUGUAAACACUUAUCAGCUGGUUUAGAUAUGUUCUUUUUGCGCGUUAUUGAAUCAUUUUGAUGCAGUAAUAGUUGGUUAGGAUUAACUGUUCCACGGGUUAAAAUAUUCCAUACAAUUGCAGCAACAAUGAGAACUUCUGUUUCUUAAACUGUUCACCAUCA